AGGCAACACGUGCAUUGUUUUUCCAUAAAAAUAUAAAAAUUUAUAAAUUUUCUGAAAAAACACACACAAAAUGUCUGAAAUACAAAAGCGAAAACGUAUUUCAAAGAAAAACAAAUCAGCCUGGCGGAAAACUGAUAUAAAGGAUGUAGAGACAUACCUAGAAGAUCAACGUCAAGAGGAGAGAAUUGGCACAUUUGAGGAUAAAGCCGAUCAAGAACUGUUUCAGGUUGAUGUUACGCCCUCAGAAGCCAAUAAAAAGAAACUUUUAACAGAAAAACAAAAAAGGAAACUGAAUGCCCAAAAACCCAUGAAAUCGUACCAGUCUUUGGAAAACACUUCAAAAGUACAAGAUCCCAUAAAAAAGAGAAACAUUAUUAAAAACCAUAAGAAAGCUGGACGCAAUAUUGAAGAAGAGGUUUAUAACCCCAAGAAGCCAAGGCACUUUAAAGCCACUCAAGAUCGCCUUAAAACAUAUGCCCAAGUAGAGGCCAAGCUUAAGAAAAAGGCGUCUAAGGAGUUGGAUAAUAAUAAGGAUUUAUGGGCUACGGAAGAUUUCCGUGACAAACUACCUGGUCUUAAAGACGAGAAAGGUUGGAUUUCUAAAGAUCUUAGUGUAUAUCAUGCUCAAACAUUGGGUUUGCCGGUAUUUAAGGUGCAUGAUAGCAUAAGACACAGAACUACGAAAGCAAAAAAAUUCGAGCCUCCUCAUCCGGGCAUAAGUUACAAUCCCUCUUUAGAAGAUCAUCAAAAUCUAAUAACAACUGUGGUCGGUAAAGAAGAAAAGAUUAUUAAGGAAGAAAAACAUUUGAAACGUGUCACCACCGAAAUGUUCUCCAAAGUAACGCCUGAAGAAAGAGAUCGUUUACGUCUAAAAGAAAUGAGUGCUGGCAUGGACGACGAUGAUGAGGAAGAGGCUAAUGAGAAUGAGCCAAUUAAUGGAGAUGCUACCAAAAACAAGGACGAUGUGGAUGCUCCCUAUGCAACUAUCAAUCCUCCUGUUGAAAAUAAAAAGAAAUCAAAAACGGCACGCAACAAAGAACUCAAACAAAAAGAACUUCAAAAGAAGUUGGAAGAGAAAAAGGCCUUGAAAAAACAAACAGCAGACAUUAAUCGCAUUAAAUCCCUUAAGGCCGAGGUUUUGGCCGAAGAGGAAGAACUCGACGAUUUGAAGAAGCGACGCAAGAAGACAGCCUUCAAAAAGAAAUUUGAACCUAAACGUUUGGGUCGUCUCAAGUUUGUUGAACCCGACCAAGAUCUUACCAUGCCCGAGAAUUUGGCCGGCAAUAUGCGUAACAUUCAGCAAGAAUCCAGUUUAUUGGUGGAUCGUUUCAAGAAUUUCCAAAAACGCAAUAUUCUACCAGUCAGUGUUGCGACUGGCAAACAAAAGGCUCCCAAAGUCAAACGUUUUACACGCACUACACACAAGGAUCCUGGUGUUUCCUAUCAAAUGCUGCGCGACAAACGUAUGGCCCAAAAGAAGAAAGUGGCUGCCCCCGCAUUAUAGUUUCCUACUUAGUUUUGUUCAAAUUUCUUUAUAUACAUUUUAAUAAAAUUUAGUUUUUAAGAUAUAUUGCAAGUUUUUGAAAGAAAUAAUUUUAUGCAAUAUGGAUGCGUAAAAUAUAAUAAAAGUAAAAAUAAACAUUUUUUUAAUUAAAAAAAUUAUUGGAAUAUAUUGGAAUAAAAUUAUAUACAAUUAGAAAA
Calliphora vicina (urban bluebottle blowfly) is the source of this 1701-nucleotide messenger RNA. Its product is annotated as ribosome biogenesis protein NOP53. Lineage: Eukaryota; Metazoa; Arthropoda; Insecta; Diptera; Calliphoridae. The transcript is spliced from 4 exons. The coding region runs from base 71 to 1504 and encodes 477 amino acids. The record is from RefSeq and is a predicted model, not a curated record. Gene Ontology annotation, biological process: ribosomal large subunit assembly; rRNA processing. Gene Ontology annotation, cellular component: nucleolus. Gene Ontology annotation, molecular function: 5S rRNA binding.